Molecule: messenger RNA, 1116 nt
Organism: Lottia gigantea (owl limpet)
Lineage: Eukaryota; Metazoa; Mollusca; Gastropoda; Lottiidae
Exons: 1
Coding region: 1-1116 (371 amino acids)
Source: RefSeq, a predicted model, not a curated record
AUGACGGUUGAAGUUUCUCACAAGCCACUGUCUUUUGGACAGUCAUUGAACGAUCCACGAUGUCCUCCAUCCAUUCCUUUAUCAUCAUCACCGAUCCUGCGACAACAUAUUGUCCAUAUGAUAAAAACAUCUUCCAAUCAUCAAAGAACCACUGAUGGUGGAAACGUAAGAAAACCCUUCAGAGUUUUUCCAGAAAAUAAAGAAAACAAAUUCGAAAGAAAACCGGAAUUGUUAGACAUUAGCAGAACCCCUGUUCCGGGACUCCGCAAAGACCAACCAACUCGAACAGUGAACCAAAGGGGAGCACUAGAAAAACAAAAUAGCUUUGCUUCAACUGGCAUACGCCGAUUACAAUUUCGACCACAAUGCGAGAACACGAAUCUUUCGUUAAAAGAUCGAUUUAAUACAAAUUUGAAUGUGUCUGCGUCUUCAAAGGAAAGUUCUUCUAAUACAUCAUGUGAAAUAAAAGGUUGUGCCAUUACAAAUUCCACAAAUUAUGUGGGAACUCAGAAAAAGAGAAUCGAAAUACACAAAAAGACACAAAAAUUCUCUGCUUCACUAAGUGAGUUCAAAAGACGGUUAAUGAGGAAUCAAAGUAAGUUUUACCAGAAUAAUGAGAUUAAUACUGAACAGUAUAAAGUGGAUCCCAUUAAAGCAAGUGCCCCUCUCCAACCCCAACCACCGCUUACACCCAGAACACUUGUCUCUAGGGCAUCAAUACGUCCUGCUCUUGACGAACCUAAACCACGGUCUUUUGAAUCAUCACCUGAAGCAUCUCCCAAACCAACUUACCGUCUUCCGAUGCGAGAUACGACCAGGCAUCUUCAUUCGGUAGAAACUUAUGUUUUGGUUCAGAAUCCACGAGAGAGACUUCGUGGACGAUUUGAUGAACCAAUUGCUCUUACAAUGCGUAAUCUGAUGACGCAUGACAAGCUUUUGGAAGAAGGUGAAAGAAAUAAAAGAGAUGGCGGGAAAGGUGCAGCUAAUGCAAGAAUACAUAGAUGGUUGGAAUCAGUUCAUAAUUCGUCUAUCCGUCCAUCACGAACAGUUCGUUUUAACUUGACAUCUUCUAGCAGUAGCAGUGCUGAUGACUCGGAUUCCGAUGUGUCAUAUUAA